AUGGCCGGUGAGUUGCCGGACGAUUUCAAAUGCCCGAUUUCUUUAGAGAUAAUGACCGACCCGGUCAUCCUCUCAUCGGGUCACACCUUCGAUCGGGCCUCCAUACAGCGUUGGCUCGACGCCGGCCACCGCACCUGCCCAAUCUCCAAGCUGCCCCUGCCGGAGCCCCCAACCCUCAUCCCCAACCAUGCCCUCCGUAGCGUCAUUUCCAAUUACGCCCUUGUCUCCUUCCCCAAGCCCCAGCCCUGCCCGCCCGACCCGCAAACCCUAAUCCAGCUCCUGCUCUCCCCGUCGUCCCGUUCGGAGGACAGACUCGCCGCGCUCGACCGGCUCAGCCGGGCCUCGAAGCGCGACUCGGCGGUUCGUCGGCGGCUCGCCGAGUCUGGCGCCGCGUCGGCUGCCCUGGACUGUGUCGACUCGUCCGAUCCGGGGCUCCAGGAGAGGGCCCUCCACUUGCUUCUCAACCUGAGCCUCGACGACGACAGCAAGGUGGGUCUGGUGGCGGAGGGGGUCGUUGGGAAGGUGGUGCACGCCCUGUGGUGCGGCGGAGGGGACGCCCGCGCGGUGGCGGCCACCGUGUUGACCAGCCUCGCGGUGCUAGAAGUCAACAAGGUUACGAUCGGGUCAUACCCGGAUACUAUUCCGGGUCUGGUGUCCCUGCUUCAGAUUGGGAAUUUGAGGGAGAGAAAAGAGGCGGCCACGGCACUUUUCACGCUCUGUUCAUUCGCCGACAAUCGGGUUCGGGCUAUUCAGUGCCAGGCGGUGCCAAUUUUGAUCCAGAACGCUAAUUCGGGCCUCGAGCGGGCCGUGGAGGUUCUUGGCCUGCUGGCGAAGUGUAAACCGGCGAGAUAUGAGAUGGUGAGGUUCGAUGGGUUUUUGGAUAUCUUGAUAGGAAUUGUGAAAAACGGGACCUCGAGGGGCGUGCAAUAUGCACUGUUGACUUUAAGUUCUCUGUGCUGUUAUAGUGAAAGGAUUGGUUUGGAAGCUUUAAGGGAAGGGCUUUUUGAGACUUGUGUUGGGUUAUUGGAGGACGAUAAUGAGAAAGUGAGGAGUAAUGCGAAGACUUUGAUUCGGGUUUUGCAGGGAAGGAGAGAAAAUGUAUGA
This is a messenger RNA of Striga asiatica, 1104 nucleotides long. The record is from the annotation of a GenBank genome assembly. NCBI's taxonomy places the organism in Eukaryota, Viridiplantae, Streptophyta, Magnoliopsida, Lamiales, Orobanchaceae.